Messenger RNA from Hippocampus comes (tiger tail seahorse), 1863 nucleotides. RefSeq names its product nuclear distribution protein nudE-like 1-B. Lineage: Eukaryota; Metazoa; Chordata; Actinopteri; Syngnathiformes; Syngnathidae. The record is from RefSeq and is a predicted model, not a curated record. Gene Ontology annotation, molecular function: microtubule binding. Bases 703 to 1863 code for a protein of 386 amino acids. Gene Ontology annotation, biological process: vesicle transport along microtubule; regulation of neuron projection development; chromosome segregation. The transcript is spliced from 10 exons. Gene Ontology annotation, cellular component: kinetochore; centrosome; kinesin complex.
CUCCUCACUGGGCGGGGACGACGCCGAUGCUUGCAGAACAGGGCCUGCCACCUGUGGCCCGGGGCGGGGUGGGGUGAACAACAGCGAUCUUAUCCUGUCAACAGAUGACGAAAUCCCAUCGGUGACAGAAGGUUCUGUUCAACCACGGUGCUGCGUUGAGAUAGAAGAAGACAUUCAUUUCGAUUUGUGACCUCACUCUUAAGUGAGAAGGAGAAUUUGGGAUUGGCACUGUCAGACGUGUACAGACUUUGACGGGAUGUUUUACUGCGGUUUGAAGAAAUGGCGUCGCGGUGUGAUGAAAAAUGGUCACGCGUGAUUUCUUCAAAAGCCCGAGUGUCUGUUUUGUCCAAUGAAACCGUCACGUCUGUUUUGUGAGCAAAUUGGAGUCGAGCGCCGUCUGGCGGUGUUAUGCGGUAGUAGGGCGCGGCUCCGGAUUGCCAUCGUGACGCUGACGUGUAUGGUGACGUAGCCUGAAACGUCACAGCACGCGCGCCUCGGUCGAUAUACGUCACUUCCGGGAGACGCGUUGGCAAUUUCCGAAACACAAGCGGCGAGACGGCUAGCUAGUCGAAGCCGAGCGAACCGGCGGUGCCAGGCCGGGGGGGUGACCAGCGAGUGUUUGUGAGCGGCCUUUGGAUAGAACGAGCCGGGAAAAUUCGACAAGCAUUUGGCAGCCGUUUGUCAUGAACAGGAAGUCCUGACAUGGACACAGAGAUGAUACCCAAGUUCUCCACAAAGGAUGAAGAAGUGGACUACUGGAAGUCCCAAGCCCUGAAGUAUCAGCAAAGUUGCCGCGAGGCCCAGGAGGAGCUGCAGGAGUUCCAGGAGGGCAGCCAAGAGCUGGAGGCCGAGCUGGAGGCGCAGCUGGGCCAGGCCGAACGGCGCCUGCGCGACCUGCAGAGCGAGAACGAGCGGCUGAAGAGCGAGGCGGACAACCUCAAGGAGAAGCUGGAGAAGCAGCACGCCCAGAGCUACCAGCAGAUCUCCGUGCUGGAGGACGACCUGGGCCGGACGCGCAGCGUCAAGGAGCAGCUCCACAAAUCCGUGCGCAAGCUGGAGCAGGCCAACGACGACCUGGAAAGAGCCAAGAGGGCAACCAUCGUGUCCCUGGAGGACUUUGAGGGCCGCUUAAACCAGGCCAUCGAGAGAAACGCCUUCCUGGAGAGCGAGCUGGACGAGAAGGAAUCCCUCUUGGUGUCGGUGCAGCGACUCAAAGACGAAGCGCGAGACCUGCGACAGGAACUGGCGGUGCGCGAGAGGACGACGGACAGGAUGUCGGCGCCCAGCUCGCCCACCUCGGAGCCGGACUCGGCCGCGCCGGCGUCUCCCCGCCAGACGCCAACCCGCCGCCGUGCGGCUGUCCGUCCGUCCGUCCAGGAGAAGCUGGAGAAGCAGCACGCCCAGAGCUACCAGCAGAUCUCCGUGCUGGAGGACGACCUGGGCCGGACGCGCAGCGUCAAGGAGCAGCUCCACAAAUCCGUGCGCAAGCUGGAGCAGGCCAACGACGACCUGGAAAGAGCCAAGAGGGCAACCAUCGUGUCCCUGGAGGACUUUGAGGGCCGCUUAAACCAGGCCAUCGAGAGAAACGCCUUCCUGGAGAGCGAGCUGGACGAGAAGGAAUCGGCCCCAGAGGCUUUGGAGUCCAAACUGGCCGCCUGCAGGAGCUUCGCCAAAAACCAGGCGGCCAAAAAGAGCCUCCCGGUCGCGGACAACGGCGCGCUCGUCAACGGCAACGCCGCCAAGUUUUCGCACGCCCUGCACACCACCUACUUCGACAAAGGCGGCACCGUCAACGGACUGGACCCGGGGCCCCUGACCUCCAGAACCGUGUCCCCGCCGGGCCUGCUGCCCCUGAGCGUGUGA